AUAAAGUUAGGGUUUGGACCUUACUAUCACAAGGACUGAAUGCGAGAAAUAAACAACAUGCUUUCAUUAUGUCCGGUGCGGCAUUGCUUGGACAUUUGUUACGGCAAUGAACUGGCGUACUAAAUGUGGUGAUGUACACGUCCGAGUUUGCAGCCCAGCGGUUUGCUGCCAUCAUCGACGGCAACAGGGCGCUCAAUGAUAUUCCUGCAAACAGCAAUGCUGGCAAUGUUCAGGUGAUAGUCAGUGCAUAUAUGAACAGCGGGUCGACAUUUACCGGGCGAGUUUUGGGCUUCCGGAAAGACACCUUCUACUUUUACGAACCACUGUGGCACCUAACUCUUUGGGGCUUCUAUAGAAACAACGACACCUUAUGUAGCACACGUGAACAAUCAUGCAAAAAAAUAUCGCUGUCUAAGGUAAAUUCGAACAGCCCUAUUCCUGGUCGUACAGUAGACUUCAAAGUUCUUCACGACACCGACAUUACGUCCAAUUCGAAGCCGCUUGAAGUUCCUUUGCAUAUCCUAGACCACGUGAUCAAUUGUCGUCUACUGAAAGUUAAAAAUCUUAUUCAACCCGGUGUCACUGAUGCAAUUAAAUUUUCUGGGCAAAGCUGGAAUGACUAUCGCUACUGUUUACAACGGCGGGGGUCUUUGAAACAUUGCUUGGAACAACUAGAAAUCAACAACUGCGAGACAGCUCAAUAUGUGGUCACAAAGGUACUACGAAUGAGUGUCGGUAAUUAUCGACCUCUUCUUCUGCACAAUCCUCGCCUGAAAGUUGUCCACUUAUUCCGGGACCCAAGAGCAAUAAUAAACUCACGUAUCAAAACAUACGGUUACCCUUUGGACUCCAGCGGGCGUGUGAAAAGUGUUGAAGUCAAGCGAAAUGCUGAAGCUCUGUGCUCAAAGAUGAUCUCAGAUUUUGAAGAGGGGAUGAAACUGCAAAAUGAUUUUCCUGGCAGGUUUAAGUUCAUUCAUUACGAGGACAUUACAUCGAGGGACGAGUCGUUGAUUCAGUUACACACAUACCUGGGAAUGAGGCUAACUUUAAAGAACUUGAGGGGCAUCAGAACCGAUUAUACGAAAGCUGGAGCAAGCAUGAACUAUAAAGCAAGGGAUAUUAGGAAAAAGAACAACGCGUUUUGGUGGAAAGAUAUUAUAAAGUGGCAGACUGUGACCAUUGUAAACGCCGUGUGUGCCAAUUUAUUUGAUAAACUGGGAUAUAUUCGGAUAAGUACUGAACAGGAGCUGCGUAGUUUCAACGAGACAGAAGUUUUGCAAAAUCUUGCCUUCAGAUUAUCUUGAUGCCCUUUGACAUAUUUUUAUGUAACAUACUUGAUUUUAAUAUUCUAUUGAUACAAAUAGUAUAACCAUCACCCAAACUUGCCAAGCACAGUAUUUAGCGGUACAUCUUUUGUUGUGGAGUUUCAUUGCACUUUUAUCAACCCAGUUAUUUCUGAACUGAAGUUUGAGGACACAUAAUAUUACUUUCGGACUGUUUCUGUGUUAUAACAACUCCAAGAACUAGUGUUAUAACCGGUUCCUCCUACCUUCACCGAAUCAAAGUUGUAUGACGGUAGAAGAUAAUGUCGAGACAAGACUUCUUCGUGAAAUUGCAUUUAAAUUGCAUCAGAGACAUACAACUGAGAAGAAAAACUUUAUGAACUAGCACUAUAUUUCGUGCAAAGCCUUGAUAAUAAAUACGAGCUCGAAACCGAGCGAAGUUCAUCCUAUUCAAACUAUAUGUGUGUAUAAUUCAGUCUAUUUUCUUUCAAAAUUGUUCUUUCUAUCAGCCUAAAACAGUACGCAGUUCACAUUGUGGGCAUGAAUACCGGACAUCAAAAUCUCACCAUAGCGUGAAUUGUGAAUAUUAUAGAUAAUGACAAUAAUCUUGAUUUCUAUAAAAGCAUCAUAUUUACAAUGUUGCC
Molecule: messenger RNA, 1927 nt
Organism: Mya arenaria
Lineage: Eukaryota; Metazoa; Mollusca; Bivalvia; Myida; Myidae
Product: carbohydrate sulfotransferase 5-like
Exons: 6
Coding region: 132-1304 (390 amino acids)
Biological process (GO): N-acetylglucosamine metabolic process; sulfur compound metabolic process
Molecular function (GO): N-acetylglucosamine 6-O-sulfotransferase activity
Source: RefSeq, a predicted model, not a curated record